AUGAAGCAGUCGCCGGUUGGUAGCAGGACAAAGAACUCGAAAGGGUUUAAGGUAAAGCACGUUUUGCAGGCUUUUCUUCUGCUGGUGGUAUCGGUUUGGCUGAUUUACCAGCUGAAACACUCCUACGACAAGAAGGCGGCUCUGGACGAGAAUGGACAUGGCGGUCUACCGACAGAGGAAACAGAGGAGGAGCAGGAGAUUCUGUUCAGACUCGGCAGGAAGGACUUAAUCCGCCCGAUUGUUAGUAGUACUGAGACCGUGAAUGGAAAUGGUGUUAAGGGCGAGAUGGAUGAUGACAUGGAUGAAGUGAAAGGUGAUGAGAUUGAUGAAGAAGGAACACAUGGCGGCGGCAGCGGUGGUGGGGAUGAUGAGGUGGACGGGCGUGAUCAGGACAGAACAGAUGAGGAAGAGCCAGAGGAAGUGGAGGAUCUCAUUGAUGUGGACGACAGGGAAAGAGAUGAGAGGACCGAAGAUGGUAAAGGGGAUAGUAAUGGAGGAGAUCACAUUUCAAUUUCGAUAACAGGUGAUGAUGAUGAAGGGAAGGACAUGGGAAGAAGCCGUGUGUGA
This is a messenger RNA of Linum tenue, 567 nucleotides long. Lineage: Eukaryota; Viridiplantae; Streptophyta; Magnoliopsida; Malpighiales; Linaceae. The record is from the annotation of a GenBank genome assembly.